GGGAGCGGUGAGAGAGAAAGAGAGAGAGAGAGAGUGAGAGAGAGAGAGAGAGAGCCAGCCAGCCAGCCAGUCAGUCCGUGCGGGUUGGUGUGCUCGGUGCCUCUCCGCCUCCUAACCGUUCAAGGUACUUACACAAGUGACUAUAAACGCGAGACUCCUCCUCUGAACUCUUUACAUAAACGCGGGAAACCUUCACUGAACUCUUUGAAGUGACGCAGAGGAAUCCAGUCCUGCUUAGAGCGACGGGAGAAAGAGAGAGAGAUAAAAGAAAGAGUUAAUACAAGGGAGUGAGACAGUGUGUGUUAGUGUGUUCGUGCGUGUGGAGUUACGGUGACUGACUGCUACAGAGGCGACGGUUACUACUGCCGGCACUCGUUCGAACCCCACUCAAGAGCACUGACUCCGUAGGGACACCGUCGGAGGGCAGAAGGACGAGCCAUGUAGCCUUCAAAGGGCGUGGCUUCGGCGGGGAGGAGGAGGAUCGCUGAGGUGGAGGACGAGGAAGGAGAAGGAGGUGGUGAAGGGACUGUUGGAGGAGGAGGAAGUGAAGGAGGAACGUGAUAGAAGGGAGAGGAGAGAAAGAAGAAGAGAUAGAAAGAGGAGAAAAGAGAAGAAUAGGAAGAGAAGAAAGGAUAGAUAAUAGAAAUAGAAGAAAAUAGAUACAUUAGUGAAGAAAAGAAGAAAAAGAGAUUGUUAUCGAUAGAAGAGGAAGACGAAGAAGAGAAAGGAAGAAAACGCUAAUAAAAAAGAAGAAAAAGAACACAAAUUUGAAGAAGAAAAGAAGUAAGAGAAGACGAAAAAAUUAGUUAAAGAAGAAGAAGAAAGAAAGAAAGAAAGAAAGAGUAACUUCAAGAGAAAGAGAAAAGAGAACGGAAAAAUUAAGAUAACGAAGACGAAGAAGACAAAAUAAAAGGAAGAAAAAGAAGAAAAAGAAGAAAAAAAAAAUAAAUAAAAGACAGGAAGAAAAAUACUCAACUAACGAAGACGAGAUAAAAAAAGAAGAAAAACAGAGAGAGAGAGAGAGAGAGAGAGAGAGAGAGAGAGAGAGAGAGAGAGAGAGAGAGAGAGAGAGAGAGUGCCUUUUGAAAAACCCGUCGACUCAACACACUUAGCCACUUGAGAGAGAGAGAGAGAGAGAGAGAGAGAGAGAGAGAGAGAGAGAGAGAGAGAGAGAGCAAACAAGAAGAAGAGAAGAAAAAGAAGAAGAAGAAAAAAAAGAAGAAGAAGAAGAAGAAGAAGAAGAAGAAGAAGAAGAAGAAGAAGAAAAUCUCACCCUUCUCCCUUUUCUCAUAUUCUCCCUUAACAUACUCCCCUUCCAUAUCCUCCCUUCACCCUUCCCUUCCUUUCCCUCAAACGUCCUCUCCCUCUCCUUUCUCUCCCUUCCUCCUUCUCUUCCUCUCCCUUCUCCCUUAUCUUUAACUUCAUUCUCUCCCUCAUUCUUCCUCUCCCUCUUCCUUCAUAUCCUCCCUCAUUCUCUCCCUAACUUUCUCCCUUCCUCUUCCCAUCAUCUCCCUCAUCCUCCCUUCCUCUUCACCCUGCUUUCCUCCUUCCCAUUCUCUCCCUCAUCUUCCUCCUCUCCCUUCUCCCUUCCCGUUCUCACCCUUAUAAGUCAGGGAGCAAAAUGGCGUGAAGAACAGACCAGGGAGUAAGCACAGGGAGACGCCGGUGGAAGAGGAGGAGGAGUAGGAAGACGCCCGGACGAGGAGGAGGAGGAGGAGGCGGAGGAGGAGGAAGACGCCCUGAGGAGGAGGAGGAGGAGUCGGGGCGCAGAACGAUGGUUGGGUGCUCGCCAUGGGAUGUGGACGAAGCAGUCUCGGGAGCGACAGUCCGAAGAAGAACAAGAAGAACGCUGAGGGCGACUCGGAGUGUGACAGCGACGGGGACUCCACCAGCAGCGGCGGCGGCGGCAGCGGGUCUCGCAAGCAGCAGCUGAGCAACAAGCUGGUGGCCCUGGGCGCGGGGGGACCGUUGCUAGCCCAGGCGAAAAUAUCGGAGAGCCAACAAGACUUCUUCCUGAUGCUGGACGAGAAGAUUGAAAACGGUCCGGACUAUGACUCAGAGACGGAGGAGGUCGACCGCCGACGCCGCUUCCGUCAGAGCACGCAGCAGUGGGGCAGCACCAUUACGAGCCAGCCUGCCACGCCCGCCAACGACACGCCCGUCAGACUCCCUGAAGAAGACACUGGAGGCUCAGGCGACAUCACAGAGGACGACGAGGAGGAGGAAGAGGAGGAGGAGCCCGGCCGCAUCCCAGAUGAGGCGGUUAAGGAGCAGUACAUGUUUAUGGGCAACCUCUACACUCUGACACAUAUCCGCACUGACUCCGACAAAACCGAGCCUAAAGUGGACAUGGUGGAGGUGAAGGAAGGGGUCGAAGGCAUGGGUUUAGUGGAGGAAAUGGGCCACAAGCUGAAUGGGUCGGCCGUGCAGGAGGAGAACGGGGUGAUUGAGGAGGAGGAGGAGGCAGCGGAUGGGAAGUUACAGGCGAAAUCGUCACCCAGAUCGCCACGGCCGGCUUCACUCAUCCUCCGCUCAGUGUUACCAGCGGACACGGUACAGGAAUGACCCUACCCGAUUAGGUAACAGGAGGAGCGCCCCCAACGGACAUCCUAUACGCUCAUUGAAAGGUCAUUUGUGAGGUCGUUUGAGGUUACUUGAGGUUGACUAUAACACGGAAUGAGGUCAAGGGUGAGAGAUAUGAGCGCCCCCAAUAGACAUCCUAUACACUCGUUGAAAGGUCGUUUGAGGUUACUUGAGGCUGACUGUAGCACGGAAUGAGGUCAAGGGUGAGAGAUAUGAUACAGUGCAAGAACAGGAGCAGUCAUUUCCAAGGACUGUCACCACUUAACCAGAACACUCUAGCAAUACAACUCUUAUUCUCAGUGUGUCAACAGUAAUUCAUGUGCCAAGGGAGGGAGAGGAGAUAUCAACAUGUAUAUCUAAAGCUCUGCCAGGGUACUUAGAGCUAAAGGGGCUGCCACACACACACACUUCAGGAGGCCAAAUCCACGUAAAAAGCUGCAAUGUUUCCAGCGACCCAAGUGCCAAAAGGGAGAGAGAAGAGAUGUAGAUGUGUAGGCUGGAGGCGUGGGUGUCAAACUGAACGCUGACACUCUGAAGAAGACAAAAGCACCUAACCUGCAGAAGGAAAGAAACAACCCUCUAGAAUCACCGCUGUGGCCGACCUAUAGAUUCCAUUGGCAAGAGGUUAUAUGAAGCAUCCAUGUCUUACAAGAGGUGUGACUUUAGGAUUUACAAUUACUCAGUAGGACCCAAAACAAGGAGAGGGUAUGCGAUUGUUAAGAGUGGAAGAGACCCAUGGCCCAUCAAACCAUAUUAGGGAAAACAAGGACAUUAGAUUAAAAGAAGAAGAAGAAAAAGAAGAUGAAGAAGAAAAGAAGAAGGCCGAAAAGCUUUAUAUAACAAUUCUCAUGGCAUUUCGUGGUGGAGAGGUGGAGAGAGGUGGAGCGUGGAACAUCACCAACCGCACUUCAUCACAUCUCCAGGGACAGCACAGCAUCAUUGCCACAUCACUGAAGACAUCAACGCCAAGACUUCGACAAUUCGCCCUGUGUCUAGCGUGUAAGCAUCGCGACCUGCAUGCCUCUGUUUCAUUGUAAGGUUGUAGGGGGUAUUUUUAGUUAUAUAAUGGGAGAGGUGAUUACGUAGUGGUCGGUAUUAUGUGUCUUGGGUUGGGGCGUCUCUCCUUUGUCUUGCUGUAGAGCUGUGUUGGGCUAGUAAUGUUGGGUUUCGUAGCGUAUUGGGGAAAUUUUACAAGUUAUACAAUUAUUCUCUUCAAUUUUCUUUCAAUUUCUAAUGCUUCAUAGUGUAAUGGGAAGACUUUACUAGCUAUACGACUAUUUUCUUUCAAUUUUCUCUCAAUUUUUAAUGUUUCAUAGUGUAAUGGGAAGACUUUACUAGCUAUACGACUAUUUUCUUUCAAUUUUCUUUCAAUUUCUAAUGUUUCAUAGUGUAAUGGGAAGACUUUACUAGCUAUACGACUAUUUUCUUUCAAUUUUCUCUCAAUUUCUAAUGUUUCGUAACGUAGUGGGAAGACUUUAUGAGCCUUACGAUUAUUUUUCUUUGAUUUUCUGUCAAUUUUCUCUCAGUAUGUCAUGUUUUGUAGCGUAAUGGGAAAAGUUUAUGAGCUAUACAAUUAUUUUCUUCGAUUUUAUCUCUGCUACGUAAUUAUUGAGACUGAUUUUGUUGUUGAUAAUUAUGAAUCUCUUGUUGUUUCAGAAGAAUUGCUCUGAAGGUAGAUUGAAAACAUUCAUAUAUUUCCUUGUAUUGAAGAAAUUUACUAUAUAUUUCUAUUGACAAUGCUGUGUGUGUGUUUGUUUGUGUGUGUGUGUGUGUGUGUGUAGGGCAGGCAUUAUGUGUGGAGGAACAACCAUAAAAUUCAACCAAGAUGCUGUGUGAGUGUUGCAAGGAGGGGCAGGUUGUGUUGUGUUGCGUUGCAUGGUGAGGAACAACCAUUAGAAAUAUAACCAUGAUGCUGUAUGAGUGUUGCAAGGAGGGGCAGGUUGUGUUGUGUUGCAUGGUGAGGAACAACCAUUAGAAGUAUAACCAUGAUGCUGUAUGAGUGUUGCAAGGAGGGGCAGGUUGUGUUGUGUUGCAUGGUGAGGAACAACCAUUAGAAGUAUAACUAUGAUGCUGUAUGAGUAUUGCAAGGAGGGGCAGGUUGUGUUGUGUUGUGUUGCGCUGCGGUGUGUUGCGAGGAGCCGGCCAGUGUGUCGGUGCUCUGAGUGUGAGGGUGUGGGCGGGGCGGCAUGUCGAGUGUCGUGAGAGUGGCAGUUAACAGACACUCACACGCUUGACCGAAAGGGUUCUAAGUGUGCCUUGCCGAUCGUUGCUGUGGUGUGUGGUUACUGGGGAAUGAUUUUUAAGUCCCGUUACCUUCCUGUGUUUAAGUCUGUUCCCUUCCUGUGUUAGAAAUAGAAAUAGAUUAGCACUGAACCCAUGAACCCCUUGACUGUGGAUUUCCUACAAGAAGACCUCACCAAGCUACAGGAAUUGAAAAAAAGUGGCUGCUACAAUUCAGUGAAGAAAAAUGUAAAGUCAUGCACCAUGGGAGGGUAUAUGACUGUAUAUCCAGCACACCAAUACCACAUGGGAAACACUCCACUAUCCCCCACAGAGGCAGAGAAAGACCUGGGAGUAUAUGUUACCAGGCUACCAGUGAAGGCCAAAUCCAUGCCAGUUGCAGAGGAUGGGUUAAGGGUUGACAUAAGUAGGAAUGGCGGACUAUUAAAAACCUUUCCCCAAGCAAUCACUUCAAGCUAUAAAUGAAAAAGUGAUGUAAAGACUAGACAGCAGAAAACAUUACUAGUGAGCAACUUCAUAUAGCAUUCUCCUUUUACUGCUCUGUUGCCAUGUAGGGUAUUUUUAAUAAAACCAUCCGCUCUUAACCAUUGCAUGACGGAUACUAGAUGAUAUUCUUGAUGUAAAAAGUAGGUGUGUAGGAGAGGUUAGGAGAGAUUGGGACCCUUAUGCCUGGAGAAGUUAAAUAGGUCGAUAUUCACAGAUGCUUCCACCUCUCUCAUCAACUAUAUCCACAAGCUAAAAAGUGGAUCAAUUGGAUUCUAAUGAGUGUUUCUUUAGGCUCAUGGUACAGAAGAAGGGUCAAACUACCACUAGGGUCAUAAAACUACCCCUGGAAAUGCCCAAAACUCCUACGAAAGCCUUGUCAGAUAGAUGUUUCUUUAGGUUCAUGGUACAGAUGAAGGGUCAAACCACUACCAGGGUCAUAAAACUACCCCUGGAAAUGCCCACAACUCCCAUUAAAGCCUUGUCAAAUAUGUGUAUACUUGGGUGGUGAAAUUUUUAAGAAUAUAGGUCUAAUGAGUGUUUCUUUGGGCUCAUGGUACAGAGGAAGGGUCAAACCAUCACCAGGGUCAUAAAACUACCCCUGGAAAUGCCCAAAACUCCCAUGAAAGCCUUGUUAAAUAUGUGUGUCUUGGGCGAUGAAAUGUACAAGACUAUGACCCAAGAAGUGACGUGAUGGAGCUCUGAAAAUGAUCCCGGCCGUCACCACAAACCGUUGCCAAAGCUCAAAAUUGGUUCCUAUUGAGCAAAACAUUAGUAUUUAUUAUGUUUAGACGCAGGCUGUGCACCGCUGACACCAGUAUUUCAGGAACUUUGCACUUUGUUGGUUUUGGGUUCUCUUGCCUUGAUUAAUGAGGUUUGAAAGAACGUAAGACAAGCACUACUGUGGAUACUCGUGCGAAAGUCUGUCGUGUGAAAAAAUGAACUCUCGACAAGCCAAGAUAUUGAUGUGGUUUACUGAGAAGGGAAUUCGACCACAAUAGAAGUAGAACCCAUGUAAAGAUUGACCCUAAACCUGGACUUUGAAAUGCUAAAACAACUUGGAUUUUGAAAUGCUAAAAAUAACCUGGACUCUGAAAUCCUAAAACAACAGACUUCAAAAUACUAAAACAAGACUUCAAAAUACUAAAACAACUUGGACUUUGAAAUCCUAAAACAACUUGGAUUUUGAAAUGAUAAAAAUAACCUGGACUCUGAAAUCCUAAAACAAUGGACUUCAAAAUACUAAAACAACUUGGAUUUUGAAAUGAUAAAAAUAACCUGGACUCUGAAAUCCUAAAACAAUGGACUUCAAAAUACUAAAACAACUUGGAUUUUGUAAUGCUAAAACAACUUGGCCUCUCCACGAGCAUGAACGGAAAACACACACGACACAUUUUGUACGACUCGCCGAUACUACCACAUAAAAGGUUCACUGGAGUACUUUGACGAGUGACUAUAAAGCUCUGCCACGCAUUGUCGACUACCCUUGGUGCUAACGUAUCUUUCGGGAUGGCUCGUGUGUUUGGAGGUUCAGGUUAAGGGGUGUUUUAAGGGGCUAUUACACUGGGCAAAAUUUUCGUGGAUCUUCAGUCUUCUUUUUCUUCUUGGGUGUUUUAUGGGGCUAGUUCGGUGAUCUUUAGUCAAACCAUGAUUUCCGCUAGCGUGGUUCUCAUUUGUUUCUUGUUAUUGCUGCUGCUGAUGAUGGUGAGUAAUACCGUCGUCCUUCGUCAGAAAACCACGGAAAUGUGAGAACCACGCCAGCGGAAAUCGUGGUCUGACUGAAGAUCCACGGAAAAUUUGCCCAGUGUAAUAGCCCCUUUACAAGUUGAAUCCGAGAAGCUUACUAGUUUCGGGUCCUUACAAAAUUCGAUAUUUCUGAAGGAAAUAACCAAUGGAAAAUGAUCACAACAGGAGCAGGAACAUACAUGAAUACAUAAAUAGUGACUGCGAUUAUGCAAUACCCUGUAAAAAAUGUACAUAGACCAUCAACAUAUAUAAUUAUCCGUUACUAGUCAGCCAGACAAAACUGUGCCCAUGUGCUCAUUGCUCGAGUGUGUGUGUGUGUGUGUGUGUGUGUGUGUGUGUGUAGGGGUUAAGGGAGGUCUGGUUGGGCCUGUUCACCCUUCCAAACCUACCCACCCCAUAGGUCAGGUCAGGUCCGGUCAGGUCGGGUCACGGCUUGUCUGGAGAUGCAAGAAAAAAUCCCCUUCGGUCUUUGUCACGGCCUCAUCGCUUUGUGCUGUUCAGGGCAGACCGAGUGCUGGAGUUACGUACGUGUGUGUGUGUGUGUGUGUGUGUGUGUGUGUGUGUGUGUGUGUGUGUUACGUUUGGGAAGGCAAUAACUAUGUACAUGUCCCUACACGUAAGACAAACGCUUGGAUUAUCACGCUUUGGGGUCUUGUUAUGACUUAGGUCGGAAGUAUAAGACACUUCGCUUCUCACAUCAACUAUUUCUAAAGGUCAAAGAGGGGGUCAGUCAGGUUCUAAUGAGUGUUCCUUCGGGUUCACGGUACAGAAGAAGGGUCAAACUACCACCAGGGUCAUAAAACUACCCCUGGAAAUGCCCACAACUCCUACAAAAGCCUUGUGAAUUGUGUGCUUCUUAGGUUCAAGGUACAGAAGAAGGGUCAAACUACCACCAGGGUCAUAAAACUACCCCUGGAAAUGCCCACAACUCCUACGAAAGCCAUUUAUGUGUUUCUUAGGUUCAAAGUACAGAAGAAGGGUCAAACUACCACCAGAGUCAUAAAACUACCCCUAGAAAUGCCCCCCACUUAUACGAAAGCCUUGUCACGUGUGUUUCUUAGGUUCACGGUACAGAAGAAGGGUCAAACUACCACCAGGGUCAUAAAACUACCCCUGAAAAUGCCCACAACUCCUACAAAAGCCUUGUCAAAUAUGUGUUCUUGGGCGGUGAAAUGUUUUAUAAUAUGACUAAUUCUUAAAAGGCUGCAGAGAAGAUACGUUGGGUUACCUUGAGUGUUUUUCCUGUUUAUACUGCGGAAGCCUUGCAAAACUACCUAAAGAGAUCAUGAAAGCAACAGUGGAAACCGCAACAUCUUCCACGAGAGCCUUGUUGCAUAGAUGUACUGAGGCUCCGAAGGGUUUAACAUAUGUGGCUCAAAGAGCAUUCAGGUGUCGGAAGUCCUUGGAGAGAGAGAGAGAGGUGUUGACUUGAUGGAUGGUGUGGUGGCGAGGAAUUCUGUUCAUAGUUUUUACAUUUUGAUCAGGGAAACAAACAACACCUUACAGAGAUGUACAUGCAGAUUACACAAGGGAAGUAUGUUUAGAAAUGGUAGGGGAGUGGAGAGCGAUUCUGGUCAUAAUUUUUACACUUUGAUCAGGGAAACACGACACCUUACAGCGACGUAUAUAAAAUGGGUUACACAAGGGAAUAUGUAUAGAAAUGGUAUGGGAGUGGAGAGCGAUUCUGGUCAUAGAUUUUACACUUUGAUCAGGGAAACACAACACCUUACAGCAACGUACAUAUAGGUUACACAAGGGAAUAUGUAUAGAAGUGGUAGGGCAGUGGAGAGCGAUUCUGGUCAUAGAUUUUACACUUUGAUCAGGGAAACAAACAACACCUUCUUACAGAGACGUACAAUUAGGUUAUACAAGGGAAAUAUGUAUGGAAAUGGUAGGGCAGUGGAGAGCGAUUUUGGUCAUAGAUUUUACAUUUUGAUCAGGGAAACACACAUCAUAGAGAGACGUACAUUCAGUUUACACAAGGGAAGUAUGUAUGGAAAUGGCAGGGGAGUGGAGAGCAAUUCUGGUCAUAGAUUUUACAUUUUAACCCAGUAGCUUCGGGGAUCAUGUUUCCUAAUGGUCCCUUUAAGCGAGAAAAAUGAGAAAAAAUCAUCACUCACACAAACCAUUUCAUAAUAUAUAUCCGAGCAUUUGUGAUCAGUUUAUGCAUCAUCUGUUUUGGGGGUUUAUAUCAUGGCACAAAUUUGGCCCGUCACUGCUACACGGUUAAUCAGGAUAUCAAAUUGUCCAACAGAGACUUGCAUUACAGCUUACACAAGGGUAGUAUGUACAGAAAUGAUAGGGCAAUGUAGAGCGAUUAUGUUCAUAGCUUUACAUUUUUAAUCAGGAAAUCGGACACCAUACAGUUUAUACAAGAGAAAUAUUGUCAGGAUCAUUGCAAGUCCAACCCCAUGAAUGACAGAUGAUAGACUAUUAGUGAAGAAAAAGAAGAAGAAGAGGUAUUGACAGGAGCGAUAGAGAGCCGCUUCCUUGAUUCAAAUAUCCAAAGACCUAUGAAUAUCCUGCUUCACUGAGUCUCGCCACACCAUACUGUUCAAUAAGUCAACAUUUACCACCUCACCAUGAACUCCCCGACGCUUCUGAUCACUGUCGAGCUUCUUCUAAGUCCGCGUUGACCUUAGCGAAAGAUUUGUAUGUGAGGUGAACCUACACUUUUUCCUGAUGCCAAAAAUGUUUAGUUAGACCGUCGGAACACUGUAGACACAUAGAUCAUAGCUGAGGUUUAGUUGCUAGAUUCCUUGAGCUACGACACGGCAGGGUCCUGAGUCAUGGCAGAUCGAGAUAUGUGAUUUUCAAGUGGUGGAAACUGCAAAAUAUCCAACCAAAGUAGAUAACAGCUGAGGUUUAUUUGCUAGACGCCUGCGCUACGACACGAUGAGGUUCCGAGUAAUGGCAGAUCGAGAUACGUGAUUUUCAAGUGGCGGAAAGUGCAAAAUAUCUAACCAAAAGGGGAUGUAGGUAGCAGAUCUGAGGCACCAUACACCACAAACCAAGAAAACCCCAAAAUGUACUUAUAAAACAAGUUACACAAGUGGAAAUCAAUGUAUUUGGGACCCUGCAGUGAUUGUGUCAUUUCCAAACAUUAUCUUCAGUUCACGGUGUUUAGUUUAAGACGUGACCACCAUCGUUGACCCACACGAGACCCGCUGGAACUUUAGUCUAGGGAGCAGGGAAAGAACUAGAGAUGGAAGUGGCUCGGUACAGAAGAAGGGUCAUAAAACUACCCCAGGAAAUGCCCCAAACACCUAUGAAAGCCUUGUCAAAUGUGUUUUUUUUAGGUUCAAGGGUCAGGCUGCCACCAGGGUCAUAAAACUACCACUGGAAAUGCCCCAAACACUUAUGAAAGCCUUGUCAAAUGUGUUGAUUUAGGUUCAAGGGUCAGGCUGCCACCAGGGUCAUAAAACUACCACUGGAAAUGCCCAAAACACCUAUGAAAGCCUUGUCAACUGUAUGUUUCUUAGGUUCAAGGUACAGAGGAAGGGUCAGGCUGCCACCAGGGUCAUAAAACUACCCCUGGAAAUGCCCCAAACACCUAUGAAAGCCUUGUCAAAUGUGUGUUUCUUAGGUUCAAGGUAUAGCAGAAGGGUCAAGCUGCCACCUGGGUCAUAAAACUACCCCUGGAAAUGCCCAAAAGAGUUAUGAAAGCCUUGUAUGUAUCUUAGGUAUGUUUUUUUUAGGUUCAAGGUACAGAAGAAGGGUCAAGCUGCCACCUGGGUCAUAAAACUACCCCUGGAAAUGCCCAAAAGAGUUAUGAAAGCCUUGUAUGUAUCUUAGGUAUGUUUUUUUUAGGUUCAAGGUACAGAAGAAGGGUCAAGCUGCCACCAGGGUCAUAAAACCACCCCUGGAAAUGCCCCCCACCCCCCCGUGUCCCCCGUGGCCCUCUGCUUCCUAGGCCAUGGUAGAAAACCCGUGUCCGUGUGAGUCUCGCUGUGUGCGUCGUGCUGUGUCAACCGUUUCGCCUUCUUUCCCCCGAUAUGUGUGUUAGCGAUGACUAAUUGAUGUUUACCCCCUGAUGUGAAGGCGAUGUGUGGGUGCGCUGCCUCCCACAAUGCAAUUUUUAGUGGUUAAUGGGGUGAGUGUUUCGCUGUGAGAGACUAUAAUAGAAGCUUCCCGCGUGUGGCAGCGACCAGCGCGCCGUGUACCGAGGCUCCCAAGGGAACUCAAAAGCCGAGGUGUCCACAGUUGUGAUUGGACCUUAUAUGUGUGUGUGAUCUGAUUAGCAAACUAUUUAUAGCAAACCUAAGAAAAAGAAUAUUACAGGCUGUUCUUGUUAUGCAUGUGGGUUGUACAUAAGAGUUGCUUCGGAUAACUGUUAUACGAAUAGUUCACUUGAUUCUCGAAGACUAAUGUGGUGGUCAUUCCUUGAUAUACACGUGUAUGGGUCAGGUACUUAAAAACUUGUUCGGGAAAUGAUUUUACGAGUAAGGAAACAGAAUCUCCAAUGCAAGCCAAAGAUGUGAGAUUGGGUUAUGUCCAAAGCCUUGACCUCACACAGAGAUCAUUGAGAAUAUAUAUGGAUAACCCACAAAUGCAUAGCAGGACCUGCCUGUAUAGCACGAUGAUGUCAAAUUAGUGAGGUGGUUACAAAACUCUGUAACCCUUCUCAUCCUGGCACAAGGGGGAGCUAGGGGAAAGAGAGACUUCAAUGACGGUGAAGUGUAAGGAGUUAGCUAAAUCAUGGCAGGCUUUGGUGGACACUACAAGCCUGGUACUCACGGCUUUGGUCCAAGACGCUUGCCUUGUAUAUCUGAGAGCGAGACGUAAGCCGAAAAUGGUUGUCUGGAGCUGUGUUUCCCAUCACUGUUGUUGAAAAGCACUUUUUUAAAUAUUAUGUAAAGUUUGCAGAUGUGAAGGUUAGCAAUAUAUUAUUAUAUUAUGAAAUAUAUUACUAUAUCAGAUAUUUAUACUUGAAGGAGUGAGGGAGCAACUCUUCUCUUGCCGGAGGACUUGUUCAACACUUAGGCUGUACAUAUAUAUAUUAUAAUCUAUGGUCUCAUUGUGUUAGUGGAGAGCUGGGGCCCCAGGGCAGCCUCUCGCCUCCGCCCAGGUCUGGCCAUCUCUGAGAGGGUCAUUAAGGACAGCUGUGGUUCUUAAACUGUUACUCAGUGAAUCACUUGCAAAAUAAAACUCAAGAAUGGUGAAGCAGAAACAAAUUGCACAUAUAUCAUGGUCACUAUGAGAAAAACUCCUUAUGCUCUUCAAAAAGCCCACUGGCACUAUGAACCAGCAUAUAAGCAAAUAUAUAAAAAGAAAAACAGAAGUCUAUUUGGUUUAGUCUGUCUAUAAUCACAGAGACCAAAUGACAAGUUCAGUGAGGUCAAAUUGUUAUGCCUUCUUGUAGCAAUGGGUGCCUGAGGGAGGCUGUUGAAUCAUACAAGUGUUUCAAGACCCAUGUUACAUAUCUCCAAAUUACCUUCACUUGGUCAGUUUGAGAAGCUGUGAUGUCACGGCACUACACUGGCUGUCAUUCUUUGUAGUGCCAUCCAGUGCCAGGCUUUUGGUCACCUGUAAUGGCAAUGAGUGCAGGUUGAGUGCCAGCAAAGAGUCUUCACAUCACGGCCGCCACAGGGAUGAGCCGGGCUGAGUGGCUGGCAGGGCUGCGUGAUGAGGGUCUCGGCUUUAGUCUUCUAGUGGGGCCUUAUCCUUAGAGUGAGUCUGUCUUCAUCAACCAGGGGCUGAAGAGGAGAAAACACAAGGGCUAAGCCUGUGAUAUUUUGUUAUAAAGCAACAUUUUGUCCUUUUGUUUAUAUUCCACGCUGGUUUUGUGCCACAGGUGUCAUUAUCUUGGAUCAUGAGGAACGGUGGCACUCCCAGGGUGGUGUGAGGGGUGCCGGGUGGGUGGCAGCCCCUGGUCAUGAUCUGUUGUAUGUGACCUGACCUUCAAGUAAAUCUGACUCACGCUGCUGCAAGAAUGGAACUUGUUGGUGACCUGGGGACUGCCUCGACACAUGUCCUAUAGCCAGUGGUGUGGGCUCUUACUGGUGGUCAUACAGCCUGCCACCUACCACCCCUCACACACUGCAGGGAAAGGUUCAGGCCGAGUGUCUUGCCGAGGCUUAGUCAGUUUGUUGUCACGUUACACUUUUGGUGGACAAACAGCUGGUUGAGUGGUUGACGUCAGUGGGUCAGUGAAGGCGUCAUGUUGUGAUUCUGUUUUAGUUUUGCAGGGCAUCAGAAUAAACUAUACUAGAAUCAACAACUCUUACGAACACUGGCUUCACAAAAGUUGUUGAUUUGAUGAUUAUAAAGUGAUGAAUUAUGUACAGUAUAAUUUAUGACACACCAAAUAUUACCAGGAUAAGUGCUGAGAUGGAAGCCUUGCUGUGAGGUGGAAGACGUAGGCAGUUUGGAGGCAAGAUAUAUUUUGUGAAGCAUUGUUAGUGAGUACUGCGAGACUUACUUAAGGGGAGCACUGCAAGGAGUCACAUGUAGAUGUUUCCAAGAGAGAGAAGAUAUUUUGUCAUGCUACGUAAGUAUUUGAGGUUUCCCAAGAACAUGCCUGGCUUUUGAUGUUCUAUGAGAGAAGGAAGAUCAGCCACGAAGGGAAGUAAGCAUGAGUCUGAGUUGGUAUUUCAGGAAUCCCGGAAAAGCUAUGGGCGUACUACUGUGAUCACGGCAGACUAUUGUAGAAGGCUUAGUUUUUGAUAGUCGAAGAGAGAGCGAAGAUUAGCCAUGAAGGAGAUGUAAGUGUGAGUCUAAGUCGGUAUUUCAGGAACCUCGGGAAAGCUAUGGGUGUACUGCUGUGAUCACGGCAGACUCUUGUAGAAGGCUUGGUUCUUGAUAGUCUAAGAGAGAAGGGAGAUAGCCAUGAACGGAUGUAAGCAAGAAUCUGAGUCGGUGUUUCAGGAAGCUAUAUGUGUAUUACUAUAGACCUCAAAUUAAAGAGUAAUGCUAAACAGAUUAUUGCUAAGUCCCUGGAGCUAGCUAUGCCGUACAGCGACUGAUUGUAUCUUUUAUUGUACUGUAUCCUCCCGCCUUGUUUCAUAUAUACAUAAUUGCUCAUACUGUCAUACUGCAAUCCCCUAAAAGCCAAAUACCCUAAGUUAAUGACCAUGACUGUAAUUCCUUCUUGGGAGUUUAUGUUUAGAGGAGGAGGAGGAGGAGGAGGAGGAAGAGGAACAUGGAGAGUUGUGAGAUAUGGUGAGGUAGGAAGAGAAGGUGUUUGUAGAGUGGAGACAAGAAUUGGAAGGAGGAGGAGGAGAGAAGGAGGAAGAAAUAUAAAGAAUGGAGAUGGGAAUAAGAAGUAAAAGAGGAGAACUAAUAGAAAAAGAAGAGGAAUAGGAAAAAAUAUGAAAAAUUGAGAUGAGGAUAAGAGCAGGAAAAGUAGAGAGAAGAAUUGGUAGGAGAAAGAAGAGGAAUAGGAAGAAAUAUAGAUUGAAAUAUGAAUAGAAAGACUUUAAGGACUGGAGGAGAAAAGGAGUAGGAAGAAAUAUGCAGAAAUGAGAUGGGGAAAAAGGACCAGGAAUUUAGACACUGGACUGGACUAAAUUUGAUACGAGGAGAGAAACAAAGAAAGGAAAAGAGAAGGAGGAAAGGAGAGAAGAGGAGGAGGAGAGUGUGCCCCUGCGUUGCCUCCACCAUCGCUGUGACUCUUGUUGGUGUUCCGGGUGGCGUCAACCUUCCCUUAGUCGCUGCACCGUCUCUCUCCUCGCUCGGGUCUCCGCGUUAUGUAAAGUUUUCCGAAGAACCGUUGAACCAGCUGAAAAUUGCUGUUAUUGUCUUAUGUAUAAUAAAUUUUCAUAACUGU
Molecule: messenger RNA, 14821 nt
Organism: Eriocheir sinensis (Chinese mitten crab)
Lineage: Eukaryota; Metazoa; Arthropoda; Malacostraca; Decapoda; Varunidae
Exons: 8
Coding region: 1792-2565 (257 amino acids)
Source: RefSeq, a predicted model, not a curated record